Messenger RNA from Bactrocera neohumeralis, 12645 nucleotides. RefSeq lists its product as uncharacterized. Gene Ontology annotation, molecular function: neurotransmitter receptor activity; serotonin binding; G protein-coupled serotonin receptor activity. Lineage: Eukaryota; Metazoa; Arthropoda; Insecta; Diptera; Tephritidae. The record is from RefSeq and is a predicted model, not a curated record. The transcript is spliced from 9 exons. Gene Ontology annotation, biological process: G protein-coupled receptor signaling pathway, coupled to cyclic nucleotide second messenger; chemical synaptic transmission; serotonin receptor signaling pathway. Gene Ontology annotation, cellular component: dendrite; membrane. The coding region runs from base 1818 to 5006 and encodes 1062 amino acids.
GUCAGUUUGUUUUGAAAUUUGCCGCGAGACGUUUGUAAGCGCGGAUAAAAAGCAAUUAAAGUGACCGAGGCAAAUGUUCUCCCAUCGCAUUGCCAAAUAAUUCAAUUGAUUGAUCAUCGUCGCGAGUUGUGCAUAAUUGCUUAAAGGCAAAACGUUUAACUGCUUUGUUGUUGUUAAUGAAAUAAAAUGAUAGAAAUAAAUAUAUUCAUAAGUGUAUCAACAAUUGUACUGUGUACAAAGUAAGAAGAGAUAAAUAAAUAGAAUUGUGAUUUUGUGUAUUUACUUGUGUGCACCAGCAUUAGCAGCCGCGCCAACAAAGCGGGUUUCAAUUCAAAAUACAAACGCACAUACCAACGCAUGCAGCAUUACCAAAAUGCUGAUUACUUAAACCGCUCAAAUGGGCAAGAAACAAAAGAAAAAUUUCAAGUGGACAAUCAACAACUUAAAUAGAACAUUACCCUGUUGCUGAUAAAAAAGCGAAGAGUGCCAGAUUCGCGAGAAACCCCGAAGGAAACUAUGUAUUAAUCCAAUGAAAGCGGUGACAGCAACCAGCCCGUAGACACUUCAAGGCAGCUGGUGAAAAAGUCGAAAAAAUACAAAAAAAAAAACAAUUUAAUUUACAUGUCAGUGAAUAAAAAACAAAGACAAUUCCAAAUAUGGAUAAAAACUGUAACGGCAAACGCAGCAGUGUUCUGCUGAAAGAUUUUUCAAAAGAAAAUAAUUAGAUUAAAGAGAAUAAAUGUGUUUUCGAGUUACUUAUUAAAUAUGUGGAAAUAAAAAAAUAUAUGAAAAUUAGAGGAAAAUUACUAUUAACCAUAUUGUAAAACUAAAAACCGAAAGUCGCAACACAACAACACUGUGCACUAAGCAGAUUUCCGAAAGUACAAAAAAACAUGCGUAGACGCGCGAACGAAAUGCAACGAAAGCAAAAGUGUUACAACAAUUGAAUUAUAAUAAUAGAAGAACAAGAACAGUCACGCAUGCUAAAAUGGUACAAAACGCACAACAAUAACAAUAACAAUUACACUAGAAAAAAGUAAUCGCACAAUCAUUGAGUACACAGUCUGCUUUAAUAGCCGCGCAUAAAGCAAAAUCAAACAAAAAGUAGAAAAACCCUACAGCGGGCAAGCGGAAAUUUAAACCAAGGCAAACAGAUACAUUCUAAGCCAAAUGCCGACAAUGUAAACGCGCCGGAAUAGCUGCUCGAGUCGCGCGGACGGUUAUCGAACUUUGGGCAGGCGAACGCAUCGUCAUCGCUCGGCAUAAAAACGACUGAAACCAAAACCAAACAAAAAGUAGAUUAAAGUGAUUUAACGGUAAACUUUAAAACACCCAGAGAAAAACCAAAAAACAACAAAAACAACAGCAAUUAAUCAAUGAAUUGAAUAGCAGAUGAAGAAGCGUGCGAAAUUCUCUGUAUUUUGGCAAGAAAAUUGUGUUGCAUAAGAAAUAAAACUUUCAAUUCAGCAUUGUUUUUGCGCAUAACAUUACAAGAAAUUAUAUAAAAAGCGUGUAAGUAAUGCAUGUGAAAAGUUUAAUUAAAUUACGUUAGCAAAUGCAAUGUGUAAAAGUUCGUUGUAAUCCUGGAUGUUGUACACAUUUCUUGUGAAAAUUCUAUCAAGAAAUUUAAAACAGUGCUACCAGACUAAAAACAUUUUGAAACAAAGCAGCACCGUUGUAUAUUAUUUCACCUGAGAUUCACAUCAUAAGUCUUAAAUAUCUACGAAAUGAAUCAUUCCACAACCAGGCUUCACAUCGUGACAGUAAAACUGUGAGAGCUGACGUCCCAUAACGCACUCGCACUGCUUUAGAAUGAAAUGGGUGUGCAACAAAUUUUUGGUCAUGGACCAAGAAGAACACUACAAACACCUACAACAACAAAUGCGACUAUCACACAGCCAUAUCGCUGUGGACUUGCAAAUGCGCCACGGACGCAACUCUGGGAAGCCGACAUCUGGUGUCAACCGCAAACAAAUCUCAACGUCAACGUCAACGGCAGCCAAGUGGGCGAUAGCAGCGUCGGCACAACAACGUAUGCGUUCACAACCAAUACAACAGAUGCGACCGCAAGUGAAGCUGACAACACUGAGCCAACAACACCAGCAACGACAUCAACGCUCCAUCAGCCUUACCGCUGUAUGCUGGAGCAGUUCGAUGCGGCAGUGCGGCGAGCGCGCUACAAAUGUCAACCAAUCACGAAGUACGCUGCAACGGGAGCCACUGAGGUGGCGCAAAAUGACCUUGGUGAAGGAUUUGCGGCGACAGUGGCCGAGGAAUCGGAGUCUGGCAGUGUCAUCAGUGCGGACGAUGCCAAUUGCGUAAUAAAUACUGAAGUGCUGGUGCAACAGCUGCGGCAACCGGUGGUCAAUUUUAAUUUGGCACUGGCGAAGCAACAGCCAUUACAGGGUGAUCAUAUUAGUCAUUUAGUUGAUAGUAUUAAUAUUAGUGACACAGCAAAUGCACAAUGCAAAGCAGUACAAAGGCAAUUGCUAUACUGUGAUGAGUCUGCGGCGGCGAAUGGCAUAUUGGAUGAUGGCACACGAUUAGCGCACACAGAUGUCGCCAUGGCGUCCACCACGGACAAUGCAAAUUUCGUUGCAAAUGGUGGCAGUAGUAAUGCUUCCAUAGUAGAUGAUUUCAUUUGUUACCUGCGCAUACAAUACGAGGACCUAACCGCACGGCUUGUGCCGUCACCCGCCAACCAAGCAACGCAAGCCACAGCUGCAUUAGAUGGUUUGCUGCAACACAAUUUGACUGAUAGCAUAAAUGCCAGCGCUGAAAUCGGUGAAAAUCCACUGAGUAGCGCUUGGCAGCAUUUCCUUAACAGCAGUCGCAGUAAAUGGAAUGCCGGCGAUUUGUUGCCACAACUCGGCGCUCAGUUGGUCAACUCAACAGCUGUGCAAGCUAACUACAGUUGGCUGGCGGGCGCUUAUGAUGAUGCGCUCUGGUCGUGGAAUGUCUUUGAUGAGCUCAGCAAUGACAACGAGUCUGUGCCGGUUAGUGUUAGCAGCAGCAGCAGCAGCAGCGAUGUUGGCAGCAGUUCACUGGCAACUCUGUGGGGACCCCGUAAUCUCAGCAACGACUAUGCGUUGAGUAAUAAGCUAACGCGGCAACAUGAUUACGAGUGGAUAUUCCUUUGUGUCAUAUUCUUCAUAUUUGCGGGUGGUCUCGGCAAUAUUCUAGUCUGUUUGGCUGUGGCACGCGAUAAAAAAUUACAAAACGUCACCAACUACUUCCUCUUCUCGCUGGCGAUAGCCGAUCUGCUGGUCAGCCUGUUUGUGAUGCCGCUGGGUGCGAUACCAGCCUUUUUGGGUUACUGGCCGCUCGGCUUCGUUUGGUGUAACAUUUAUGUGACGUGCGAUGUGCUGGCUUGCUCCUCGAGUAUCCUGCACAUGUGUUUCAUCAGUCUGGGACGAUAUUUGGGUAUACGAAAUCCGCUGGGAUCGCGGCAUCGUUCGACGAAACGCUUGGCUGGCAUUAAGAUUGCCAUUGUGUGGGUUAUGGCAAUGAUGGUCUCGAGCUCAAUAACAGUUUUGGGCCUCGUCAAUAAGCACAAUAUCAUGCCGGCUCCGAAUAUUUGCGUCAUAAAUAAUCGCGCAUUCUUCGUGUUCGGCUCGCUGGUGGCGUUCUACAUUCCUAUGCUGAUAAUGCUCACUUCCUAUGCUCUGACAAUACCACUGCUACGUAAGAAAGCUCGCUUUGCGGCCGAGCAUCCAGAAAGUGAACUCUUUCGACGCUUGGGUGGCCGUUUCACCAUACGACCGCAGCACAGCCAGCAGCAAUUGCAACUGCCCAACAACAGCUUCCGCCGUAGCAACAAUAGUCACACCAGCUACAGCAAAUAUUGUAGCAGCGAUAGCAAUCGCAAUUUCAGCGCCAAAAACGAUGGAGACAUUAGCGCCACGGGCAACGGUGAUUGCGACAAGCAACAAACGCACGGCUUGCGACACGCCAACACAGCAAACUAUUCGAAUGGUUGUGGCAAAGCGGACGGUGGUGGCAAUAGCUUUGGCGGUGCGCUCUUCAAAUGCCGCACCAGCUUUCGGCGCAGCGGCAUGCGUCACACUUCAUCGGCAUCGGUGCGCAUUAAGUCGCCAACACGCGACAUUGGCGGCAUGGAUCGGUUGACGCAAUCGCAAUCGGCACAACACAGCAGCUACUGGCGCACACACGGCAAUCCGAACAUAAUGGACAGCCAUCCCAAUCGACAUGCAUCGGUGCGUGUGAGUGCCUCGCAACCGCAAUUGGGUUAUUCUACAAACAGUGGCACGGCGGGAAGCGCUCUGAUCGGCAGCGCUGGCGGAAACGACAGUGCCCUGCGAAAGGAUGUCAUUAGCAGCAUCAGCGGCAAUACGGCCAACAACAAUGGCAGUAAUAGUGCGUUGCUAUCGAAACAGUACGGCGGCACUUGUGAGCAGAGCACACAGACACCCGAGUCCAUAAUGCGUGAAACACGACGCCACAAGCUGAAAACAUUUAAAUUCUCACUGAAUAAUGUGACAGCGCCAGCGUUGAAUUUGCGCUUCCUGAAUAACCGCAGCAAACGCAAUAGCUUAUCCGCCAAUGCAGUGGCCACCGAACAGAAAGCUACCAAAGUACUCGGCCUGGUCUUUUUCACCUUUGUCCUUUGCUGGUCACCGUUUUUCAUUUUGAACAUCAUUUUCGCCGCUUGCCCCGCAUGUCAAGUGCCCGAACAUGUUGUGGACACAUGCCUCUGGCUCGGUUAUGUUUCAUCAACAAUUAAUCCCAUUAUUUAUACGAUUUUCAAUCGAACAUUUCGUGCGGCUUUCAUACGGCUACUAAAGUGCAAUUGCGAGCGCUCCGGUCGGCCAUCACGCUAUCGCUCCGUCACCGAAGGACGCGGCGCUUUAAGCCUGUGCGCUCCAUCCGCCCUACCGUUGGCCAUUUCAUUUCAAGGUGCACCUUUGAUGACACCAUCAACCACGAAUGCGACACCGUUAAGCGAUUUUCGUGGCAGCUAUACGAUCACAGAUGAUGAGUGUUAAAAUUGAGUUGCACUAACUAGACCAUCAUGGAGGCUGACUGCAAACUGAGCGGCAACGUGGCAAUUAUUAUUUUGACUGAAAAUGACAACAUAAAUAUGCGAGUCGACGCCAUUCAAGGGGCGAAACAACGGCGAAACGACGAAAUGAAAACCAAAACGUAACUAUUGUUACCUACACAUACAUACAUACAUAUAGAGCUCUUGGUAUUCGACAAAACGACUAACCGGAUUAACCGGAGAGGACAUUAUUCGAAUUAUAAUAUGCGGCUUGCAGUAUCCGGAUAGCAGCAAGUCGUCAAAUAUCCGAUUAACCGCUCCUUUUCGACUAACCGGUUAACCGUUCGUUGUCGACUAUUCGAAUUGGAAGCAUUCAACUUCUAUAAAUUUUUCACAAAUGUAUAAUAAGCAAAAAGCAAAGGCUGCUUGGAGUUCAAACAAUUUUCAUUUUUUCAAAUACUUGCAGCAGAGCUACUAUUCGGGUAGUAAUAGUCGGUUAAUAUACAUACAAACGGUUACCAAACGGAUGUUCGAAUAAUCGGUUUUCAGGUUAUUCGAAUAAUUUUAAGAACACUAACACAUAGAUAUAUCCAUAUAAAUACGAGUUGUGCGAGUGUGUAGUGUGAAGAGAGCGGUGUGUUCGAGCUGGCAAAUACAUUAAGUACGAAUGAUGGUAUGUGCUCACAUACAGGCGUCUAUGGUAUAUUCAGGUGUGGUUGCUAUAUGGUAGUCCAUAGAAAUGCCCACACAUAUACAUACACACAGCCACACUGGCAAAAGUUUAUUAUAACUUUGUCCAUACAGUACCAGCGACUAGCAGUAGACAAUUGAAAAAGUUGGUCAACUCGUGAGGAAAUAUUAAGCAAAGGAUAUGGCGAACUUCUGCAACAAAUAGGUUCGUGUUCCGAAAACAUUCAUUUUAGCAUAUUUUUCUCCAAAAAUACGCUCGUUUCGCUUGCAUAGCAGGCAGUGGGAGUAGCGGUAGAUAGUAAAGGCGAAAGCUCCGUAAUUUCCACAUAAUAUUAGCUAAAAAAAUAAAAAGAAAUAAGAUAGUUUUAUCAUUUACCUGCAGGCAGCGCUAUUUAGGGUUAGUUUUAGACAUCCAUCACGGAAAAUAUGUUAAAGAUUUAGUUUACCCUACUUCGUUGCACUUGAAAGUAAUUUUCCAUUUAGCCUUGCUUUACAUACAUGUAUAUAUCUCAAUCAGCAGUUAACAGCUGUAAUUGUUUCGCUUUUACUGUUAUUCUAAUUAGCGAAAUCGCAACAAGCUGCAGCUGUUUAUGAAGUGAAAACACGCUAAUGAGUUUCGUUGAUUGGUCCACACAUUGUAAAUUUGUUACUGAGUUUUAUGGAAACCUUAGCUGGAAAAAAUAAUAAACAACACUAAAUUAGUCAGCUGUAUUUCACAAUGUUACAAUUUAAAACAAUAAAAAAAAAACAGAUUUAAUGAACAAUGAAUGUACAUUAAAUUUUGAAUUAACAUACGCUUAAUUGUUGAAUUAACACUUAAAUUGACAAAAUAUAUUAAAAUACAGUUGAACUUCACUAAUUCAUUCACUAAUCCACAAAAAACUUCGAGUAUAGAGACUUCCAGUUAUAGAAGUUUUCAUUGAAACAAAAAAUUUUUCAAAAGGCUAUAAAAUAUAAAUUUUUAUACAGUUUUAUUUAAUUACUUCGUUUAAAGUUAUUUUCGUAUGCACAUAGAACAUGUAUUCUGUAGUUUUUGGUUGAACAUAUAUUUUUUGCUUUGUUUCAGUGAAAAAGAUGCUAAUCUGUUUAGUUCUUUGUAAUGAUCGUCAACUGUAUUAAUAUUCGUAUUUAAAUAGGAAUUUAAAAUACAAAAAUGUUCUAUUAUUUUUGAGUCUUCUUCCUCGUGUUCCAUGCCGCAACAAGUCAUAUUCGUUGGUUCUGAAAUAUUCGGUUCUGCAAUAUCAUCUGUUAUAAAUACGGCCGAGUAAAUCUCAUUAUCCGCCUCAAUAUAAUCUGUAAUAGUAACAUUUAAAGGCAUAAAUAUGCGCGGCGACUUCUACAUAAGCAGCUGUUUACAGAGUGGGACUUCCCCAAAAGUUCGACUUAGAGAAUCACGUGACUAUUUAAAAGUCCGAUUUAUGGCAGAAAUUUUUUUAUGAAAUUGACUUCCAUUGCCAACUCAAGAGUUUAAUUAAUACCUGAAUUUAGAAAACAUAGCAAAACUUUAUACUUUGUGACAAAAAAGUACCCGGAAAUUGUGAAUAAAACCCAAAAUAUUCAAUUCUUCAUCAAGUAAAACCCACCAGAUGUAAUGCACAUACGCCAAUGGUUUCUGCAGUCCUUGAAAAACUUUUCCUAAUCACUUUUUGGGAUGGCCUUCAGUUCCCUCAGCGCAUUUUGUUUUACCUCUUUGAUUGGCUGAAAACGGGUUCCACGCAAUGGCAAUUUCAGAUUCGUGAACAAGAAAAAAUCACACGGAGCCAAAAAUGGUGAAUACGGUGGUUGAUCAAUGGUAGCCAUUGCGUUUUUGGUCAUAAUCGAACAAAUUUUGAAAAAUCUUUAUCGGGACGAGUCAACCAAACACGCGUUUCAUACCCAAAAUAUUCACCAAAAUCAUUCGAACGGACUCGCGAAAGAUGUCUAGCUCUCUUGUAAACUCGUUAACACUUCCCUGAUAAUUUUCGAGCACCAUAUCUUUCACUUUUUUAGUAUUUUCAUCAGUUGAGGAAGAAGGUCUUGUAGAACGAGGCAAGCCGUCAACGAUCUCUCCACCGUUUUUUAAGGCUUUGCUUCAAUCGUAGACUUGUGUUUUUGAUAAAACUGAAUCAGUGUAAGCCUUAACAAUAACUAAUUAAUUGACAAAAUUCCCAUUGUAACGCUUAACAGCCACUUCGCUCAGCCAAAUUAAUUUAGUACAUUAAGGUUAUAGUUGACGGUUCACAUAGGCGGCAACUUGAUUAACGAUCAGCUGUUAUAUUAUACUUGCUUGUGUUUUGUAAAUCAAUCGAAAUUAGCGCUUUAAUCGAACAGAGGCCGGUCAAUUGAUCAAUUUACAAUAUAUGAAAAGUUUUUACUGAGAAGAAAAUAGUCUGUCUGCAUCGACUUCAAUUUGCAAUUAAUUGCGCGUUAAUAGAGUCAAUUGCGAUAAAGAACAUGUAAUUAUAUUUUUUAAUAAGUUAAAAGUUUCUUUCUUAGCAAAAUUCUCCACAACAUUUUAUUUGCAGAGACUUAUUUCUGCUCAAACAUAAUUGCAAAAUCAGGUAUACAUUUGAAAAUGAGACAAUAUUUAUGGUAGAAAAUUGCUCCUGCGCAGUUUUUGUAAAUAAUAAUUCUUCUCAAUUAGCGCUCGCUCCUUACGACAAAUUUUUGAUAAAUUUAUUGCUUUAUUAUUCAUUAUAAAUUGAUUUCAGACGACAAAUCUCUUAUUAGAAUUCAAACAAUAGCGUUGCAUCAGCUAACUACUUUCUGGUCUAAUAUAAGCUAUCAGGCUCGGUAAUUAAGUGCAGUUUAAAUAUUUCAUUUGUUUAAGCUAUUAUAGUGCCAAUAAUAAAUAUCACGAUGACUGUUACUAUUCUUGCAAAGCGCUAUAAAUACAGACAUGCCACAUAUUUGAUUAAAUUAGCAGCAAAAAGCUUAAUAACUGCAUUCACACUACUUAAUUGACGUUGAAUGAAUUAUGUUUUCACUAGUUGAAACAGAAAAAACAAUCUAAAUGGCAAUGUGUACAUGCUGGCAUUUCGAAAGACGCAUGCAUUGCAUAACAAAAGUGCGCAUGAUUUGUAAUCGAAACAAUUAACAAGCGAGCAUGUUAAGAACAAUAAAUUUCCCAAUGGCUCGGCCUGAAUACUAAUUACGGAAAAGCAAUGCGGGAAUCUAAAGCGAAUAUAUGGAACAACAUUCCAUAGAUUGCUCAUAGGAGCUUAUUAUUUAUACUGCUCUUGAGUGAUAGUCUGAGUAGCUGAGCAAUUCUAAAAGAGUUCAAAGAGGGUGCUACUCAUUUUGUAUUUUCUCUAAUAAAACAAAAUUCUUAGAGGGAAGAUACCUAUAAUAGGUAAAAAUUCGGCGUGUCGAAGAGCUUUCGUUGUGAAGGCUGAGCGUGACUUUUCGGAAAAUGUUUGAAACUCUUUGAACUCUACUGAAUUUUAUGGAUUUUUAAGAUUCGUAUAUUUAUUAUAAUUUUUGUGAAAAAAACACGAAAACGGAGGAUUUUGGUUGGCAUGCUUAUGCAAGUAUAGCACGAAUCUAGCAAGAACCCCUAGUAUCUAGAAAACGAUUUUAUCCGAAGCAGCACUGGCAGUUCUCAAAAUAAGUAGUUUCUACAAAUAUAAAAGUAAGCAAGUUGUAUUAUUAAGAAGACUUGUUUUACGGAGUUUUGGGCGAACAUUCAAAGCCGUGAUGCUGAGUAAGUCGCCGUUUAAUCCAGUUAAAUAGAACUUAAUUCUACAAUCGUAACUAAAAUCCUACAGCGUACUGGGAUAUCUCCAUGUGGCUCGUUUUAUCGGACAACAGCUAAAGAUUGUGAUUUGAUUUAGUCAUUUCUGGGGUGUAAGAUUUCUGGGUAUAGACAAGUAAAUUAAGAAUCUUUGGUGUUGCUAUAGCUAAGAUAACCAAGAUAAUAGCAGUGAAAGACUGCAGAUUGAAUGUAGAAAAUCUGAUUGAGAGUUCGUGAGUAGUUUAUCUAAAGGCAUUUUAGUGGUGUAUGUUUAUGUACCAAUGGUGGACUUUCUAGACGAUUAAUAGUCUCGCAGUAAGGAAAGAUCAUUUUUAAUUCUAAUCUAAAUUGGCUACCGCUUGCAGUGAAACGGCGAAUCCCCAGCAAUAUAUUGCUCGACAAUUAAUUUCGUAAAUUUCAUUGAUUUCAAUAUAACUACAAUUUCAAAUUGUUGGAUCUUCACCAAUUUCAUUAAAAGUCACACAACUAGUUACUAACGGAAUCAUAAUGCAAGGGAAGCCAUUAAAACAAUUUUCGCUGUCACUUACUGGUAAUUACAAAUACAUCGUAGCAGGAGAUGAAACCUCAACUCUCCCACAACCAGGUAGGCCAGCAAAAUCUCUAACAGCAACAAUCAACAUCCGAGCGCAGAAAUCGAAAUUGUCAGAGUGGGAAAUAGGCGUCAAUAAAUCAAAGCGAAAAGGAGAAUAACAGCAGUAGAAGUUUUAGUAAUAUUCUGCGUAUAACUGAGAGUUUAAUUAAUUAGUGAGAUUUGUAGCUAACCAACAGCAGAAGAACGGCAGAGUUAGUUUCAGCCUAAUCGAAACUUUGAGUUGCUAAAAUAUUGCAAUUUCCUUAAACUUCUAAGCAAACCGUUAUUUUUAUGUCUAUAUGUGUAUAUGUGCAGGUGUGUGUGUAUAUAGGUGUGUGUACUUAUAAAUAUUUUAUGUGAGCGUGUCAGUCAGUCUACGCAAAAUUACAGCUUUGUGAGGAAGAAGGCAAAAACAAAAACAUAUACAGUCAAUAUUAUCCAACAAAGAAGUCUACACAGAGAAUCCUUUCAAAAUUUACUAAUUAACAGCUAAGAAUAUCAACAAAAUAUUGUAAAUGUAUGCCUAUUUCUACUACACACACAUGUGUACUUAUGUAUCUAAGUGAAAAUCAAAAUUUGUUAUGAGUAAAUGUACCUAUCGACUAACUAUAAAUACAUUUAUUACAUUUAUAAGUGAAUAUGCUACGAGCAUGAUUAAAUUGAGCAUAAAAAUAAUAUUAAAAUAAAUAGUUUAGUGUUAAUGAAGGUGUCCAAAAAAUACUGUUGUAGCUGUAAGCUUUAAUUUAUCUAGCUUAAAUAUAUAAUAUAUAGUUUUAUUUAUGUGAGAAAAGCUUUUGUUGUAAUUUGUUAAGCUAAAUACCCUUACUCACUUAUCUAAUAUUUACACUAACAAGACUUCGGUUUUAAUAAAAUGUUUUACCUGCGAUUUUAGAGUUAAUUUCGGACCUUAUGGACAUACAUACAUAUGUGUGUGUGUUGGGUCGCAAAGCAGAACCGCUUCAGUCGAGUUAAGACUUUAUUAUACUUAAUUAUUGCACUGAAUGAUUUUUUUAUUAAGAAAGAUUUCUUAUGAACAAAUAAGAAAUUAAAAAUAAUUAGAAUGAUCAACACAACAACUUUUAAUUUGAUAAUUUUAAACAAAAUUGCGAAAAAGCGUGUUAUGCUGUUAUGCUUUGUAAUAAUAGAAAUAUAUAAUUGAUAUUUAAUUAAGUACAAUUAUGAACAUACUAUAAAUGUUUAAAAAAUUUAUUUGAAGCGCAUUUUUCAGUUCAAAAUAUGAAUAUUAUUAUUUAUUUAUGCUUUUGUUGAGAUAUAAUUAAUAUAAAUAAUAUAAUUUUUUUACAUGAUUAAUUAUUUUUUAUCAAUCCAUAUAUGUAUAACGCGAAAAAUGUAAGUAUUUUUAAUUUAAAGCAUUAAAUGUAUAUUAUCUUAAUGUUAAAACUAAAAAUAAAUGUUUGAAAAAAUAUAUUAUUUCUUUUAUUUUUAUUAUUUGCAAAUAAUGCCUAUGAAAUUCAAAUUAUUACUUUUUAAUUAUAACAGUCAUAUCUGUUAUAUUUCUGUGCCGUAAGGCAAUCACAACAUACGCUGAUAAAAUGGGUAGUCGAAAAAGUUAUUUCGUAUUUCUAAUCAAACUUCAACUUUUUUCUUUAUUUAUAAAAUAAAAAAAGAAACAAAUAUGUAGGUACCAUUUUGAUAGACCACUUUUUGCCAUUUUUCCGCUAAAGACAUCAUUCCAUCAGUGUAAAACUUUCACCAGUGUAGAUCGAAAUUUCGAAAUUUCCAGAACGAAAACGGGCGAACCAUUGUUGUGCUACACGAACUGAUACAGCAUCAUCUCCGUAAACUUCACAAAUUUCAUUGGUGGCUUGCGUGGCAUUCCUCCCUUUUUUAAACAAAAAUUUCAAAAUUUAGCGAAUUUCUUCAUUAUUUUCACUCAUUUUCGAACAGCUGUAACUUGUUUUCAAAUUCCCCGAAUUUAAUUUUUUUUGGUUGAAUGAAGCUUAAAAUCUCACCUUUCCAACACUAUAUGGCAUGACACAAUGUGAUUGGUAGCACUAAAAAUAUCCGAAAGAGUAUUCAACCAUCCAAUAUUUUUCCAGUUUCUUUUUUAAAACACCGCUUAGCUUGCAGGUCGAAAUUGGUUAUUUUGGUGAAAUUAUAUAUCACUAUAUGUAUGUUGUCUACAACAGAAGAAACGAUUUUUGCCAGUCGAAUAAAAAUUUCUUCGUUUUCUUUCUCGUCAUAAUUAAUAUUUUUACUUACCUGGCAGCCAUAUUCAGAAAAUUACUGCAAAGAAACGAAAAAGCGUAGACGAAUUUAUUUAUAGUAAUAUAUUAAAUGAAAGCAAACGUUAUUUUUCACACCCAUACACACUUUGUAGUUACAAUAUUAUCAAUAUUGAGUUCAUUUACUUCAUUAAGUACCGUAGUAUUAAAAGCAGUAUAUAUAUGUAGUUGUAUGUAUAUUAGAUAUUAUACGUUCAAGGAAUUCGUGUAAGUUACAAUGAUUCAGUUACCGUUACACGCAGUAAUGUUAUUAAAAUGAGUAGGUGUAAUUUAGUGAAAUCUUAACAUAGUAGAGUCUAUUAAUUUAGAACAGUUGUGAUGCAUGGUUAUAUAUGUAAAUGUGGCUCAAUUACUACAAAGCAACAAAGUGCAUAAUAAAAGAUAUGUAUUGAUAAAAAUAUAA